Molecule: messenger RNA, 717 nt
Organism: Exserohilum turcica Et28A
Lineage: Eukaryota; Fungi; Ascomycota; Dothideomycetes; Pleosporales; Pleosporaceae
Exons: 2
Coding region: 115-546 (143 amino acids)
Source: RefSeq, a predicted model, not a curated record
UGCGCACUUUGGAUCGCCUGCAUCUGCAACCCCCCAUUGUCGCUUCUGCUGGUUACCUCUACAACACGAGCUGCAUCCCCCAAUCAUCUGAAAUCACUAACCACUUCUUUCAUCAUGGCAUCCGAGCACGCUGACUUUAUCGACGAGACGCCCAUUGCUCCUGUUCGCUCCUCGGAAAGGCGCAACAGUCUGGAGAAGCACCUGCAGCACCGUCCAGAGCCGCAGGAUCUGAAGAACAGGCACAUCUUGCUCGACACCACCACAGCUCCCGCCCUCCAAGCAAAGGCUCUCGAGCUUGAGCGCCAGCGCGCCACCGACAAUCUCAAGAGGGGCCUCAACGCCCGUCCCGAACGUGCCGAGCUGGUGGACCGAAACAUCCUUCCCAACUCGACAGCAGCGCCCGCCCUACAAGGACACCAGAAGGAACUCGACCUGCACAUGAGGGCCGACAGCCUGGAAAAGGGACUGCAGAACAGGCCAAGUCCAGAAGAGCUGGUCAAGAAGGGUAUCCUCGACGAGGACGAGAACCUUAUAAAGGACAUCUGAUCGCCGCUUGUUCAACAACAGCCGCGCGGCGCAGAAAUCUCCUUUGAUAGCUCUACGAUCAUGUAUCAGGCGUUGAUUGGUUCGGUCACGUUUCUACGAUGGUGUUGAUUUCCAUCACCCAGAUUGUAAGAGUAACGUGAAUAUGACUACAUUACAAGACAUUGUUUCUCC